Molecule: messenger RNA, 7541 nt
Organism: Sphaerodactylus townsendi
Lineage: Eukaryota; Metazoa; Chordata; Lepidosauria; Squamata; Sphaerodactylidae
Gene: CNTN5
Product: contactin 5
Exons: 25
Coding region: 817-4122 (1101 amino acids)
Biological process (GO): cell-cell adhesion; brain development
Molecular function (GO): cell-cell adhesion mediator activity
Source: RefSeq, a predicted model, not a curated record
UCUCCAUAGCGCUGGGAGACCCGGCGGGGACGUGCCAAAAAGGGUCCUUUUUCCCCCAAGCAGCGGCCAGGCGCUCUGGGUGUGUGUGUGUGUUGUGCGUGUGUGCGUGUGUGAGUGAGUGAGAGAGAGAGAGCGAGAGAGAGAGAGAGAGGCACCCCCGCGCAUACACACCCGAGCCAGAGCUGGCGAGAGGCGACCGGGCAGUCGCUCGGAGGCAGCGAGCGAGAGGGACGCGAGGAGGCAGCGGCGCAGCAGCCGCCGGAGCCGGAGCAUCGCCAGCCGGAGCAGGGCUUGGCACCGGUUGCCCGAGAUCCUCCUCAUCCUCACCCCAAGGCUGCCGAGCGGGGGAAAGGCUUUCCAGAGCCAGCCAGCGAGGCGAGGCAGCGGCAGAGCCCGGGAACUGAACCCGGCCAAGGGAAGGGGGGAUGCUCGCCUUGACCUGACACCUCGCCGCGGAGACGCCGGGACCGGUUUCUGCGGGAGAUCCUGGCCAGGCAGCAACUCCGGCUGCCGGAGGAGGCGUCGCCACCGGGGUAUGUCCAGCGAGCGGCCGGGCAGGCAGGACGGUGGGGGAGCCCGCGAGGAGAGCCGGGCGCGGAUCGGCGAUCAUCUGAAAGGAUUCUAUUUUUCAUUGAACACAUCACUCCGCCUCCAUCUGCUUACACCCAAUUACGGACUAUUUUCCUGAGAUCCCAUCCAUUUCAAGGCGCUCUCAUACCCUACAUCUGGAACGACAGCUAGGCGGUGUUUUAAUGAAGAAACCUCCAAGCUGCUAACAGUGAUACAGGCAGAGGCUGAAGACCUCAGAGGCAAACCAUGCAGUCGUCAUGGAAACUCACGCUGCUCCUGUCACUCACUAGCUGUCUUACAGAAUAUUCCAAAGCUGUCCCAGGAAUCCCGCCUUCGUAUGCUGCUGUCCUAAGACUGAAAUCUGCCAGUUCAUCUUAUGCCUCCUCUGCCUUGAACUCAAAGAGCCGGCAACGAUCCAGCAGCAGCCCUGCCUUGGGGAGCAUCUCUUCUCCAAGCUGGCGAGGGGCACCCCAGCAUUAUCACUCGCCAACAACACUCCACCAAGUCUCCGAGGCCUUCAAACAUGACGAGAGCGCAGAUUAUGGGCCAGUGUUUAUUCAGGAACCCGACAGUGUGAUCUUCCCAACUGAUUCAGAUGAGAAGAAAAUUUCCUUCAGCUGUCAAGCCCAAGGGAACCCUGCACCGACCUACAGAUGGCUCCGGAAUGGAACAGAGAUUGACACUGAAGAUGACUACCGCUACAGUUUGAUAGAAGGAAGCAUAAUUAUCAACAAUCCUAGUGAAACAAAAGAUGCUGGACAGUAUCAGUGCUUAACUACUAAUGUUUUCGGCAGCAUUCUGAGCAGAGAGGCCACACUUCAAUUUGCAUAUCUGGGGAAUUUCAGUGGCCGGACAAGAAGUGCCGUCUCAGUGAGAGAAGGUCAAGGUGUCGUUCUGAUGUGUUCUCCUCCACUUCACUCUCCAGAAAUCAUCUAUAGCUGGGUAUUUAAUGAGUUCCCCUCCUUUGUGGCAGAGGAUAGUCGGCGGUUCAUCUCCCAGGAAACAGGCAACCUCUACAUAUCCAAGGUGCAACCCUCUGAUGUAGGUAGCUACAUCUGCCUGGUGAAGAACACGGUGACCAAUGCCAGAGUCCUUAGCCCUCCAACGCCACUGACACUCCGAACAGAUGGUGUGAUGGGGGAAUAUGAGCCGAAAAUCGAAGUCCAUUUUCCAUACACAGUUACAGCCGCAAAGGGAUCUACCAUUAGAAUGGAGUGCUUUGCACUUGGCAACCCUGUUCCAACAAUCUCUUGGAGGAAAGUCAAUGGUCCCACUCCGAGCAAAGGCCGGCUGCGGAAGUCCCAAGCGCUGCUUGAAAUCCCGAACGUGCAGCUGGAAGAUGCAGGCACAUACGAAUGCAAAGCUGAAAACUCCCGUGGAAGAAAUGUCUUCAGAGGGCAGCUGCAAGUAUACACAUACCCACACUGGGUAGAGAGGCUUAAUGAUACCCAGCUAGAUAGUAGGGAUCAGCUUCGAUGGGAAUGUAAAGCGACUGGAAAGCCACGGCCAACGUAUCGCUGGCUAAAAAAUGGAGCACUGCUCUGGCCAGAGAGCAGGAUUGAGAUGGUUAAUGGUGUACUGAUGAUCCACAGUGUCAAUCAGUCGGAUGCUGGGAUGUACCAGUGUGUAGCAGAGAACAAGCAUGGAGCCAUUUACACCAGUGCUGAACUGAGGAUUUUGGCCUCUGCUCCAACGUUCCCACUAAGUCAGCUGAAGAAAACCAUCAUCGUCACCAUCGGCCAAGAAGUUACAGUGGAGUGCAAGCCGCAAGGCUCUCCGAAACCUUCCAUCUCAUGGAAAAAAGGAGAAAAGGCACUGAGAGAAAAUAAAAGGAUAACUGUUCUUCUAGAUGGGACUCUGAGAAUCCUGAAUGCCUCCAAACUGGAUGAGGGAAGAUAUGUAUGCCGAGGGGAAAACAUAUUUGGUUCUGCAGAAUUGGCAGCUUCUGUGUUUAUUAAAGCUCCUACCCGGAUAGACCUGUCUCCAAAGAGGACUGAAUUAACUGUGGGAGAAAGCAUUGUCCUCAGCUGCAAAGCCUUUCAUGACCCCACGUUAGAUGUCUUUUUCCACUGGAUGUUGAAUGGUCAGCCCAUCGAUUUUGAGAAGGAAGGUGGACACUUUGAAAGCAUCCUGGUGCAAGAAUCCUCCGCAGAUUUAAUGAUCAGGAACAUUCUUCUGAUGCAUGCUGGGAGAUAUGGCUGCAGGGUACAGACUACAGCAGACAGUGUGUCAGAUGAGGCAGAACUUCUUGUUAGGGGUCCUCCUGGGCCUCCUGGAGUAGUGAUUGUUGAAGAAAUCACUGAAACCACUGCAACCCUGUCCUGGACUCCUGGGGCAGACAAUCACAGCCCCAUCACCACCUAUAACCUGCAAGCAAGAAGUCCGUUUUCUCUUGGCUGGCAGACUGUGAAAACAGUUCCGGAAAACAUCAGCGGUGACUUAGAAUCUGCCAUGGCUGUUGAAUUGAACCCUUGGGUGGAAUAUGAAUUCAGAGUUGUAGCCUCUAACAGAAUUGGAACUGGAGAUCCAAGUGCACCAUCUAGAGUGAUUAGGACCAAGGAGGCAGUUCCAAAGACAGCUCCGGCGAAUGUAAGUGGCAGAAGUGGAAGACGGCAUGAAUUAGUAAUAGCGUGGGAGCCAGUCUCCGAAGAGUUUCAGAAUGGAGAAGGAUUUGGUUACAUUGUGGCUUUCAAGCCCAAUGAGGCCAGGGGCUGGAAGGAAAAAAUGGUGACCUCGUCUGAUGCCUCCAAGUUUAUCUACAGAGAUGAGAGCGUACCGCCGCUAACUCCGUUCGAAGUGAAAGUUGGUGCUUAUAACAACAAAGGAGAUGGACCCUUCAGUCCUAUUGUUAUUAUCCAUUCUGCUGAGGGUGAACCCAGUGAUGCUCCAACAGAUGUCAAGGCUGCAGGAUUGUCUGUAUCAGAGAUCCUCGUCUCAUGGAGGCAUAGCAAAGAAAGUCUAGGAAGACCUCAGGGAUUUGAGGUUAGUUACUGGAAAGAUAUUGAACAAGAGGAAGCAGCUGAAAAAAUCCGUACAGAAGGAAAUGAGUCAUCCAUCAUUCUAACUGGGCUUGAAGGCAACACCUUGUAUCACAUGAGAGUGAAGGCAUUCAAUGCAGCAGGGUAUGGGCCACCCAGCAACACGGUCCGAGCAGCCACCAAGAAAUCCCCUCCUAGUCAAGCACCAAGCAAUAUUAUGUGGAUACAAGAAGGCUCUCACAUCUCUCUGGGAUGGGAACCUGUUAGGCCUUUAGCAAAUGAAUCGGAUGUCAUGGGAUACAAGGUGCUGUAUAGACAAGAAGGUAACAGCAACAGUGAAGUCAUUGAAACACAGAAAACCUCUGCAGUGGUACUUCUACCUGAUGUAGGUGUCUAUAUCAUAGAAGUCCGUGCAGUCAGUGAAGGAGGGGAUGGAACGAGUUCCCAAAUCAGGAUACCAUCCUUUUCAGGUGGGAAAGUCACAAGUUCUCAAUCAAGCCUAACAGCUUUCUCCACGUCCUCAUCAACCGUAACGUUUCUAUUAGUACUGAUGGUUCCAUCAACCUCGUGGUGAAAACUGUGGACCUUUUUCUUUCAUCUGUUUGAUUGCUUUAGCCCACUAACGCCGAUGGAGAGAGCCCUGCGUCCCCAGAGGAACGAAAGGCAAAGACCAAACUGUCAGAGGCACAUGGAAAUGCACACAGCACAGCAGGAGUAUUGAGGGCAGGGGAAGAAUAAAUGCUAAAAUACUUCACCAGGUUCAUUCUCUUCACUUUUCCGAAUGUCCUCUUUGAGGAGGAGGCAUUUAUUGCCCAACCGAAAAUAUGCAGAUUGUAUGAAAUGAACUUUUGUAAGCAAAUUAAAUUUUUGUCUAAUUUACUUUUCUUUUCAAAUAUGUUUAUAUGAGCAGGCACCAGUCUUGAAUCAUUAGUAGUUUAAACCGUGAUGUCUAGUACAGUACAUCAAUUAUGUUUGACUUGUUAUGGAUUUUAUUUUGAGAACGCCUGAUAAAUGCUUGGAGUCAAGUGGGUUUUCUCCCCCCACCCCUCGCCGCUUUACCUCUUUCCACAUGAUUAGGUUUUUUCCCCUCCCAAAUUGACAAGGCAUGGCAAAAGCUAUGUUAGGUGGCCCUUUUCUAAAUCACUGUAGAAAACGUUGCCUUUCAUAGAAAUUCCUAAUGCCAGGUCAAGUUAGCAAAGUAUGGUAAUUUUCUAUUGUUUUCUGCUCUGUUGUAUUCUUUGAGUAUAUAAUGAGACUCUUUUUUUUUUUUGCUUUGUGAGGUAAAUGUAAAGCAUUUGGACACAGAGCAAAACUCAGCCCUCUUAUUUUUCAGUACAAUAUCAUCCACCUCAGCAGCCGAAGGAGAAAAUAUUUAUUUUUAAUAGCUAGAAUACAGCUGAUUGGCGAAUGCACACUUAAUCACACCCUGCAGUUAUUACCAACUGGACGCAAGAAUUGGUUGCAAGAGGAGAAAGCUGCUAUCUUCAGAUAUCUUUCAGUCUGGGGGGGCGGGGGUGGGAGUAGCUCAUUUUUGUACAGUACCAUACUGUCUAAAUUUGAUGAUUCAAUAAAAGGAAAUAAAAAAAAUUCAAUAGAAGGUAAUCAAAAAACAUAUCCUGAGCUCAAGAAAAUGAUGUUGCUUGGAUUGCUAUCAGUGAGACGUAUACAAUUCCAAUAGGAGAGAUACUGUGUCCUUUGGAAAACUGGAACAGAUAUUGUUGAGCAACGUUUCUAACUAUUUAAGCCAGAGCCCUCCAACCUUUCCAAGAUCUAUACAUCAGGUCCACUUUUAGAGGGUUGGAUCUAACCCCCUCUUCCCCCCUUGAUCUCACCCAUUUCUCCUCCUUAUAAAUCUAUCCUAUAUGACUUUUAUCAAAGCAGGUCCCAUGAUCCCUGCAAAGCCUUUUUGAGUGAAUUUUAGAGGGCCACUCUUUUUCACCAGUGGGAAGGCUUGUUGGAUCGAGCCCAGCGUUUUCCAUCUUGUCUGUUACUGUUACCUCACUUCUUUGCAAAUAUGGAUCUUUCUUUCUUUGUUUCACUGCUCUAAGCAGGAUCAUAGGCCUGGCUCUCUUAAAGAAAUCCCUUUUCUGGAUUUUCGGUUUUCAUUCUGUACUUACAGAACUGUGCAGGAAACGGUGCAAGCAGUGGCUUAGACUUAGUGGACAUUUCCAUGGAUGGAAUGGGGUGGUGAUUUCCAUUGAUUCUCUCUUCCUGCUCUGACUCCUACCCCCCAUCUGUGCCAUACCUGGGUGGUCCCCUUUCCCCAGAAGCAGCAUUGGGGAACAUUUUGGGCUGUUAUGGGAGGUCUGCAUUGUUGACAAAAAUUCCUGUCCAUUAAUGUGGAUUUUCGCAAGGAUCCAGCCCGGCAUUCCCUCCAAUUGCUCAGUAAAUGGUUCACUCACUCCAACCAUCUAGUUUUUGAGGCAAGUACAAAUAGCAGCUGUAAUAGCCCAGACUAACCUAAUUUCAUCGGAAGCUAAGCAGGGUCAGUACUUGGAGGGGAGACCACCAAAGAAGACUGGAGCUGCUAUGCAGAAGAAUCAUAGAGCUGGAAGAGACCACAAGGGCCAUCAAGUCCAACCCCCUGCGAUGGAAGGCAGUGGCAAACAAUUUCUGCUUGUUUCUUGCCUUGAAAACACUAUGAGGUAGAACUUCAUGGGGUCUCCACGAGUUGUUUGCGAUUCGAUGGUAUACUUUAUCUUUACAUAGGCAGCGAGAUCCACAAACAAAAAUUCGAGGCAUUUUUUAAUGUUACAAAAUUAAUCAUAUGAAUAUUUAAAGAUAGCAGAAUACCCUUUGCUCCCUCUCACUACAAAAUGUCUAGCUAUGGCCCUUCUUUCUUCCCCCUGAAUCCAUCUUUCCCUCAAUAGGAUAUUUUGUCCAGUCACUCAUAGGCCCCCAAUUUAUGAUGCCUUUUCAUCUGCUGUCAAUUGAAAUCUGAGAAUGUAUUGUCGAAGGCUUUCAUGGCCGGAAUCAACUGCUUGUUGUGGGUUUUCCCGCCGUCUGUGUGUGCCAAGGAGAGAUGUGCCGCUGAAGAUGCCAGCCAUAGAUGCAAGUGAAAUGUUAGGAGCAAAAACUACCAGACUAUGGCCACCCAGCCCAGAAAAAACACAACCCCUGGUUAAUUCAAGAAGUUUUUCUGUGAUAUCAUAGAUUAUCCAUUUUGAGGAACAGUGGAAGAAGCAGCAUUCCCUUUGUUGGUCUUGGUGUUUGAAGUACCAAAAUGCCUCUUCCUACUUUCUAUGGUAAACAAAUGUGAGUAGAUUUGUUUAUUGGGGUGAAUCUCGUAUAGCAAGAGACACAGAUUUGAAUAAUGUAUUUCUGAAUAAAAUAUCUUUAGUCAGAUAAUAGGGAAAAUGCUGAGAUUGGAAGUAUCCAAUGUGAUUUUUUUAAGGGAAAGCAAGAGAAAAAAUGUAGUUGGAUACCAGAUAGAGGUUAUCUAUCUAGGGUGGGGCAAAGCAGUGCUUCCCCUCAAGGGGUGCCAGCCGACGUCCCAUAGCCUCUGGGAGCAAAUGAGCCCCACCCACCAAACUGCACAUGGAGUUCAGGGGCAGACACACAUUUGAAUGCUGAACCCAGUCCGUGAUCAAUGGGGCUUGGCUUGGCCGAGUCCAGUGUUAAACUGCAGGCUGAACCCAGCAUUGAACUGAGCACUCAGACUGACCAGCAGGUGAGGUGGAGCAGUAUGAAGCUGGAACUGGUCAGACCAAGGCAGAUGCUGGGCUCAGCUAGCACUGAACAUUGUGCUGGGUCUGACCAACUCCAGUUUUAUACUGCUGUCUCCAACCCCCCACCCUCACUCCCAGGUCCCCCUCUGAAAGUCAGAUGGAGCUUGGCAGAGCCACAGUAUAUAGCCAGUUAGACCCAGUGUUCAGUUGGCUGCUGGGCUGAGCAUGGCUGGCUUGAGUUUCAGCCACAGUUCUCAAUGGAUAUGUACCUGAUCCUAGAAAUGGUACAUCCAAGAACAGCUCAGCAAAAGAGGUGCUGGGUUUG